GUCACUGCGUUUAAACAAAUCACUAACACAUGAUGCACUAGUCUCCUCUAAAUGCCAUAUGAACACAUACAUUGUGCCUAUGUAGAGUCCCUUUACUUAUCUCCUCUUUGGUCCCUAGUAUAAUCUACUCCCAAAAGAAGAAGAGGGAGAAGAACCAUGAAGUAUUUUUGUGUAAUCUUAGUAGCACUGAUAAGUUGCUUCUUCUGUGACCAUGUUAGUGCUGGUGCAAGAGCUAGAUGCAUGGAUCCUUACUUUGGAAAUUGCUAUGGAAUCCCUCUAAAAUGCCCGCCUGGUUGCCCUAAACUUUGCGAGGUUGAUUGCAAAGCAUGCAAACCUUACUGUGAUUGUGACAAGCCAGGGGCUGUGUGCCAAGACCCGCGCUUCAUCGGAGGCGACGGCAUCAUGUUCUACUUCCAUGGAAGGAAAGAAAAGGACUUUUGCCUUGUAACAAACCCAGAUAUACACAUCAAUGCGCAUUUCAUCGGAAAGAAGGGCAACAAAGGAAGGGACUUCACUUGGGUCCAGUCGAUCGGGGCCUCGUUCGGGUCGCACCAGUUGUACGUCGGCGCGAGAAACGUGGCAAACUGGACACAAUCCGAGGACUACAUGCACAUACAAUUCGAUGGAGUCGACGUCAACAUUCCACUAGGAAAUGGCGAGAUGUGGUUUUUUCCGGAUUCCGGUUUGACGAUCAAACGUGUAGGGCAGACGAAUUCAAUAGUGGCUGAAGUGGUCGGCGUGGUCAAGAUCAGAGUGAGAGUGGUGCCAAUAACUAAAGAAGAAUCAAGAGUUCAUGGAUACGACAUAAAGGAGGAGGAUUGUUUUGCUCACUUAGAGCUAAGUUUCAAGUUUAGCUCAUUGAGUAACUUGGUAGAUGGGGUGUUGGGACAGACCUAUGUGCCGGGUUAUCGUAGCAGGGUGAAAAUGGGCGCCACCAUGCCGAUCAUGGGGGGUGCGGAGAAGUUCGCGUCAUCGCAUUUGUUUGCUACAGAUUGUGCGGUAUCGAAGUUUGGGUUUAGAAGGGAGGGCGCAGAGCUUGAAGAUCCACGGACGGUUACUUGUGGAGCUACAGAGGGAGGAGUGGGGAUUGUCUGCAGAAGAUGAGAGACAGAGAGGGUCAAUAAAGUGUAAUUUGCUUGUGUGAGUUAUAUCUGCAUGUAUGUGGUAAAUGGUGAGCAAUAUUAUGUUGCAGUCAUGUUAUUAUU
Molecule: messenger RNA, 1205 nt
Organism: Ananas comosus (pineapple)
Lineage: Eukaryota; Viridiplantae; Streptophyta; Magnoliopsida; Poales; Bromeliaceae
Exons: 2
Coding region: 157-1104 (315 amino acids)
Source: RefSeq, a predicted model, not a curated record